AUGGCCCUUCUGGAACAGGUCCUCACCGGUUCUGCACCAGCCCACCUCGUGGUGGUGCGGCAUGCGCUAGCUUCUCGUCCUUGGCCGCUCCUCCGCGUAAUGCUUUCCAGCGGCCCCGUCCUCGCAAUCACGCUCCUUCCUUCCCCCGAAAUACCAGGGAAGGUGCUCGACCUGAGCGCCGUCGUGCCGGGAUACAGCGAGGGCGACGUUGAGGCCGAGAUCAUGCAGGCCAUCGCGGACCUUGCUCCUGGUACGCAGGUUCUUCUCGACGCGGCCGACGUGCUGGUAGAGGACCACCCGCGCGCAUGGCGUAUCCUGCGUGCUCUUGUUGCCGCUACACUCCGCCCAGGCUCGCGGCUCAUCCUCCCCGUCCCCUCUUCCUCUCCUCUAACUGAGGACCUCAUCUCAGCCUCCUUCUCGCCUUCCCUGGCUCUCCUAACACCCCUCCCAUCCCGCCUCGUCCAGUCCACCAUCGACGCUUACCUCCUAACCGAUCCCGACCGCCUCCCGUCUCUCCUCGAGUCUGCGGCCGAUCGCGGGGCAGCCGACCUCCCUGUACUGCGGGACAUGGAGGCGCCCUCCCCUGAUGCCGUGGUGCUCGUGCUCCUCCGCAAAGCCGCGGGCGGCGCGAAGGGCAUCCAGCGCUCGGUCGAGGGAUUCCGGGGCCGUCCAAUUCCCGCUCAAGAGAUGGUUGAUUUCAGGCCGGUGACAGUCACCAAGGUCACGACUCACGCGGACCUGAAUUUGCCGUUCAACCUCAGCCUGACGGAUCAGCAGCGAGAGGCGCGCGGGGCCGUACCGCUGCCGUAUGCGCAUGAGGGAGAGGGCGCAGAUUUGGGGAUGGGAAUGGACUGGUCGGACGAUGAAGAGGACGAGGAGAUCUAG
Messenger RNA from Cutaneotrichosporon cavernicola, 885 nucleotides. RefSeq lists its product as uncharacterized. Bases 1 to 885 code for a protein of 294 amino acids. The record is from RefSeq and is a predicted model, not a curated record. The transcript has 3 exons. NCBI's taxonomy places the organism in Eukaryota, Fungi, Basidiomycota, Tremellomycetes, Trichosporonales, Trichosporonaceae.